This is a messenger RNA of Colletotrichum higginsianum IMI 349063, 603 nucleotides long. Its product is annotated as Ribose 5-phosphate isomerase A. NCBI's taxonomy places the organism in Eukaryota, Fungi, Ascomycota, Sordariomycetes, Glomerellales, Glomerellaceae. The transcript has a single exon. The record is from RefSeq and is a predicted model, not a curated record. Bases 1 to 603 code for a protein of 200 amino acids.
AUGGACCUGACCUCAAAUCGCUCUUUCGAUUCAACAAACUCAAUACACGCAGAAGCAACAGUCGCUUCGUCGUUCAACUCCAUGCCACCUUCAGAGUCAAAUUUAUACCAACAGAACCUCGAGAUGGAACCAAUCUUUGCGCAAGCCUUGAAUAGCAUCCCAAGUAAUGCCGGAAAUCCCACAGAGAAAGGCGCACCAGUCAUCUGGAUCAAUGGCUACCCUGGAACCGGCAAGCUCACCGUCGCCACCGCGGUUCUUGGCCUUCUUGGGACGGGUCGAGCUCUCCUGGUCGACACUCACCAGCUCAUCGAUCAAGUAAAACUCUCGCGUCGAAACCCUCGAUACUGGGACGCAAGGAAGGCUGAGAGACAGCUGGUCUUCGAGAAAUACGUACUCUCCAAAAGCCAAAAGGACAAGAUCGUCAUGUUUACCGAUUUCCAAACCGACACAAACAAUGGAGUCGAUACAUCCAUUGAAUAUCUCCAGCAGCACAGCAGGCCCACCGUCCCUUUUUGCCCGUCUCGCUCACCUGCCAGGAGGACGAGAACAUACGCCGAGCGACGAAUCCCGCUCGAUGCGUCAUCACUUCGGGUCGGGUCCUGA